Cadophora gregata is the source of this 1932-nucleotide messenger RNA. RefSeq lists its product as uncharacterized. The transcript is spliced from 3 exons. The record is from RefSeq and is a predicted model, not a curated record. Bases 167 to 1438 code for a protein of 423 amino acids. Lineage: Eukaryota; Fungi; Ascomycota; Leotiomycetes; Helotiales; Ploettnerulaceae. Gene Ontology annotation, molecular function: monoacylglycerol lipase activity.
ACAACAGUCAUGGAUUAUACCGGAGGAGGUCGUGAGGCCCAGCAUCUUUGUGUGCUGGUUCAUGGGUAUGCUAUGACGUCCUGGAUCUCCAGUGUACCUUCACCGUGGACAGCAUGCUGACAAGACAAUCAAUAGCCUAUGGGGAAACCCAAACCAUCUCAAGGUGAUGGCCCAGAGCCUUCGAGCAAAAUAUCCCGAGGAAAAUCUGCACAUUCUCGUCGCUAAGCGCAACUCUGGCAGCUUUACAUACGAUGGGAUUGAACGUGGUGGCGAACGUGUCUGUUUUGAGAUCGAGGAAGAGAUAGAGAAGUUGGCACGCGCGGGGCAAGAAAUCACACGGAUAUCUCUAGUUGGGUAUUCCCUGGGAGGACUUGUGGCCCGUUUCUGUGUUGGCUUACUCGAUAGCAAAGGAUUCUUCGAAAAGAUCAAGCCGGUAAACUUUACCACCUUUGCUACUCCUCAUCUCGGCGUUCGAACUCCUCUCCGCGGAUGGCACAACCAUGUUUGGAAUGUCUUGGGUGCACGAACACUGUCAGCCUCUGGGCGACAGUUGUUCACUAUUGACAAGUUUCGAGAGACUGGCAUGCCUUUGUUGGAAGUUCUGGCAGACCCCGAGUCGAUCUUCAUCAAGGGACUGGCCAAAUUCGAACGCCGAACCCUCUAUUCCAACAUUGUCAAUGAUAGAAGUGCGGUCCACUACACUACCGGUAUCACCAAGACUGAUCCCUUCACAAACCUUGAAAAGGUCAAGAUCAAUUAUUUAAAAGGUUACGAAGAUGUUAUUAUUGAUCCCGAGAACCCAGUUGCGCCAGUCGAUCCGGAAGACAACGAUACUAGUUUCUACAGUAGUCUCAUCAGAGGUAGCCAGACCACUGUUGGGAGAGUUCCGUUUCUGAUUGCCAUGAUAUUCUUCAUCCCACUUGGUGUCGUCGCAUUCCUGAUCAAUUCUGGUGUCCAAUCUUUCCGAAGCAACAGAAGGAUCAGACUACAUGAGAGAGGUCUUGCUGGUAUUCAACCUGGAAACUACCGUGUCCCACUUCUGAUCACCGGAAUGCGAGAAGCAGUCGAAGACGUGUACGAGAACCUCAACAGUGCCCAGAGUCAUGAGUAUCUCGUUGCAGGAACCGAAGAGGAAGCGGCUCAAGAGGAACCAGGCUCUCCUAUCAUCGAGCGAACUCAAUCCCAUCUGCGAUCCAAGUCUGAUGUCUCGGUUGGAAAAGAAAAGACUGAUCGACAUGACCCUCCAACUCUUGCCCUUGCGCCCUACCAAUUCCGUAUGAUUCAAGCUCUGGACAGUGUUGGCUGGCGUAAGUACCCCGUGUACAUUCACAAAGUGAGACACAGCCACGCUGCCAUCAUUGUUCGAAUGGAGAAGGCCAGUUUUGACGAAGGUCAUGUCGUUUUGCGACACUGGCUUGAUGAGGAGUUUAUACUGUGAUCCAUUUCACUCGAGUUGGAUUCCAUCCAGAAUCUCCAUGAGAUAGGCAUAUGAUGAUUGGUACGAAGAUGAUGGGUAUUUCAUUGGCACUUGAGUGAGCGUUUUUCUAGAUGGUCAUAUUUGCUUCCAGCGACGGGCGUUACUCUAGAAGCGGCUUUGAAGCUUUUCUUUCCAUUUACAGUCAUUCCGAGCGUGAAUAUGUAAACUAGCAACGAAAAGCUACGUGCCUUGCAAGCUUCCUGGUCUUUGAUGUGCUAUUGUGCGGCAAAUGACAUGCCUUAGUUGAGUAUGUCGAGAAUGUUUCGACUCCUAGGACUUUAGUCCAAAGCGAUCCUGUUGUGGAUACCGCUCUCGGGAAAGCCAUUUAAGUACCGUACCAGCUGCGAUUCAUGUCCUUUGCCUCGGAGUUAGCACGAUCUUACGUUGCAAGCAGACUUUCCAAAGGCCACCUGAUUCUUUCUGUUGUUCCAGUGGAGGGUGUAAGACAUGGCAGA